This is a messenger RNA of Cylicocyclus nassatus, 3264 nucleotides long. Lineage: Eukaryota; Metazoa; Nematoda; Chromadorea; Rhabditida; Strongylidae. The record is from the annotation of a GenBank genome assembly.
UUAUUUUCGCUUAUUUAACAAUAGGUUGGAACUUGUUGUUGGUGAGCUAGUUUUUUUGUUUCAUAUGGGGACAUCUAUGGCGGUUUGAUUUCAUGGCUAUCUUAGUUUUCAUCUACGUCGUAAUUUGUCUGUCAUAGUUUACAAAUGAAGAACGACCUUGUGUCCUUUAUGGCGUCAUUGUUUAUUAGUGUUUGUGCUUAUCGCAAAUAGCUGAAGACCUUGAAAGGUUUUGUUCUGAAUAGCAUCGCCCACCUACGCAUUCGCAGCGCACAAAAGCCCAAACAAUAGGAAGUAGAGCACAGCGUUUUCAAAUCAUCAUCGUGAACUUCACCUUUCGUUAAAGAAGAUUUGCGUUGUCAGUCCGUCGUAUAUACUUAAUUUCAAGACCUAUUCACGUCGACCACAAUUCUGUUCUUGUAGCAGUUCAGGGGGGUUUUUGCACCCGUCCUUCCGGUUUUGCACAUCAAUCAGCGGCAACAAAUACGAAGAGAGAUGACGUUCUAGUGGGAGGAGUUGCCAGCCGACCGCUGCGGUCGUCACAUCAGACAGACGACUGCGUUUGGCCGGCAGAGUCUGACUGAAAGUGCGCUUCUCGGCUGUCUUUGCUGUGCACAGAGGGCGUCUCCUAGCAAUUCUCCGCCUCGCACUCACGAACUCACCGCCCCUACUGCUUCGUCAGCGUGGAUUUGCAUCAGCGCCCCUAGCCGCCCGCCGCUGCUCGGCUCACUUCUCACAAGUGUGCCGUCAAUUGGCCACCGAUGAGUAUUUGUUAUUAAUUUACUAAAAAUGGCUACCAAUAUGGCUGGUGAUAUGGCUGCUAAGCCAGAAAAACACGUCCAUCAUGAAGUCAAUGCCUUUCAGGAUGAGGAGAUGGAAGCCGCCCAAAGGGAGAAACGGAACAUCCGGAGGCUCGACUCCAUAGUUCCAACAGCAGGAAAGGAAGGAUCUGCCAUACAGUUUAAUCUAUACAAAGGCCGCGGUGUUGCUGUAUUUACAUCUGGAGGCGACUCCCAAGGUAUGAACAGUGCUGUACGAUCAGUCGUCCGUAUGGGUAUCUAUCUCGGCUGCAAAGUGUAUUUCAUCAAUGAGGGUUAUCAGGGCAUGGUAGAUGGUGGAGACAAUAUCGUCGAAGCUAACUGGAAUUCCGUAUCUGAUAUUAUACAGAAGGGUGGAACUAUUAUUGGCUCAGCCCGAUGUUCCGACUUCCGCAAACGAGAGGGACGUCUAAAGGCUGCAUAUAACCUGAUUGAAAAAGGCAUCACGAAUCUGGUAUGCAUUGGUGGUGAUGGUACGCUUACUGGUGCGAAUCAGUUCCGUAAAGACUGGCCAGGCCUGAUCAAAGAGCUGGUUGAUACGGGAAAGAUUAGUCAAGAAACUGCUGCUAAAAAUCCAAAUAUCCAGAUUGUUGGUCUAGUUGGAUCCAUUGACAAUGAUUUUUGUGGAACUGAUAUGACUAUUGGAACGGAUAGUGCGCUACAGCGUAUCAUCGAAUCCAUAGAUGCCGUGAGUGCAACUGCUCAGAGUCACCAGCGUUCAUUUGUGGUUGAGGUUAUGGGUCGUCAUUGCGGUUAUCUUGCUCUGGUUGCUGGUUUAGCAUCUGAGGCUGAUUUUUGCUUCAUCCCAGAGUGGCCUCCUCCAGUCAACUGGCGUGAGAUUCUGUGCAAGAAGCUGCAAGAGAUGCGUGCUGAGGGUCAACGAUUGAACAUCAUCAUUGUUGCCGAAGGAGCGAUUGAUCGUGAUGGCAAUGCGAUUUCAGCUGAUCUCGUCAAAGACGUCAUUGCAAAAACCUUGCACUAUGAUACCAGGGUGACUGUGUUGGGACAUGUCCAACGCGGUGGUGCUCCGUCUGCCUUUGAUCGUCUACUUGGCUGUAGAAUGGGUGCAGAAGCCGUGCUAGCUCUUAUGGAAAUGAAUGAGGAAUCUGAACCUUGCGUUAUCUCCAUCGAUGGAAAUCAAAUGGUGCGUGUGCCUCUCAUGCAAUGUGUGGAGCGAACUCAAGCCGUGCAAAAAGCAAUGAACGAAAAAGAUUGGGAACUAGCCGUCAAAUUGCGCGGACGCAGCUUCCAGCGUAAUUUGGAGACGUACAAGCUUUUGACGAAACUUCGUACGGUCGAGAAGGACAAUCUUUCUGGUGGACAAAAUUUCAAUGUUGCUGUAAUGAACGUUGGAGCUCCCGCUGGAGGAAUGAACGCCGCUGUUCGAUCUUUUGUGCGUAUGGCAUUGUACCAUCACUGCACUGUUUACGGCAUUGAAGAUUCUUUCGAAGGUCUGGCCAAUGGUGCCUUCAAGAAGUUCCAGUGGGGAGAUGUGACAAACUGGGUAAUGCAUGGUGGCUCGUUCCUGGGGACGCAGAAGCAACUACCCAACGAAAAGAAUGUUCCACAUAUUGCAGAACAGCUGAGAAAGCAUAAUAUCCAAGCGCUGUUGCUUGUAGGAGGGUUUGAGGCCUACCACUCCACUCUUAUUCUAUCGAAAAAUCGUGACAGAUAUCCUGAGUUUUGUAUACCAAUGUGUGUUAUACCAUGCACGAUCAGCAACAAUGUGCCAGGUACAUCCCUAUCACUUGGUUCCGAUACGGCUAUGAACGAGAUUUGCACCAUGAUUGAUAAGAUUAAGCAGUCAGCGACAGGAACGAAGAGAAGAGUGUUCAUCAUUGAGACCAUGGGUGGCUACUGUGGUUACUUAGCCACUCUUUCGGCGUUGGCCUCUGGUGCCGAUAACGCGUACAUUUUUGAGGAAAAGUUCACUGUCGAGGAUAUUAUCGAAGACGUAGAGGUUAUCGCGGCGAAGAUGGCGCAAGGAGUUCAGAGGUACCUCAUCGUAAGGAACGAAUAUGCCAAUAAGAACUUCACCACCGAGUUCGUCAAACAACUUUUCGCUGAGGAAGGAAAAGGAGAGUUCUCUACGCGAAUCAACAUCCUUGGUCAUGCUCAACAGGGUGGUAGUCCGACACCUUUUGAUCGAAACAUGGGAACGAAAUUAGCUGCAAGGGCCUUAGAGUACAUCAUCACACAAAUCAAGGAUUCCUUGGUAAACGGCGUAGUCAUGACGAAGUCACCGGAGACUGCCACAUUGCUAGGUUUAACAGGAAGACGUGUCGUCUUCACUCCAGUCGAAGAGCUCGCUGCAGAAACAGACUUCGACAAGCGUCUGCCUUGUGAGCAGUGGUGGUUGAAACUAAGACCACUGCUUCGUAUAUUAGCCAAACACACUUCAAUAUACCAUACUGAAGCUAUGGAAGAUACGGAAGACUACAACGAGUAG